GUAGAGAUAAGAUAAGAUUUAGUAGAUAGUACCACAUUAGUUUCCCCUCCUGUUCAAUAUUUCUCCAUGGUUUUGCGGCUAUUCGGUCUCGUACUCAACUCUUAGUCACAUACUCUGAUUCGGUCUUCGCUCUCAGCUGUUUCCUCUGAACAACUGAAAUACGACAAGCGUGUUCACAUCGGGGCCGUUAACAAAAAUAUUAAAGUGACAAUGGAACCAAUGUCGUUGGGAUCACCUGCUGGAAGUCCACCUAGUUCUGGUGUGUCAUCUCCAUUUUUGCCUGCAUAUCUAAUGGGAGAGUCAAUGCCUAGUGCUAUAUCGAGAGUAAAACCUUCUAGCCCUACUAAACAAUUGAAACAUGUAUCCUUUGGAAAUACUCCUACUGUUUCUCCCCCAAAACUUAUCCAUGGCUCUGUGGAACCAGAGAGGAGAAGUUUGAGGUCCUCUAUGUCAAUGGAGAAAAGUAGUGGGCCUCCUAUAAAGUGCUUAUUUGACACUCUGGAUGAAUCAUUUGCCUCUCCUAAGUCUGCUAGAAGUUCAGAAAGAAGUUAUUAUGACAUGAAUAGCAGUAUAAUUAGUGGCCAAGUGACCCAAGAGAAGCCUCUGUUGUCGCAGAGUGACACUUGGGUGACAGUGUUUGGUUUCCCUCCGUCAGCAACAGCAUUCAUUGCUUCUCAAUUUGCUAAUUGUGGACUUAUUGUAGACAAACGUGUUCCUCCCAAAGGGAACUGGAUGCACCUGAGGUUUCAGACCCCUCACGAAGCUCAUAAAGCUCUAAGUUACAAUGGAAAAAUAUUUUCUGGGUCUAUCAUGUUGGGUGUGGCACCAUGUCAGGAACAGGAUAUUUUACAAGAUUCUCAGGUUAAGGAAAAUGUAAUGGAAGGAAGUUUUACAUCAAGAAAUGCAAGUGUUCUGUCAUCACCUGUUUUCCACCCAAAUGUGCUGUCGCAAAGUAAUUCAUCAAAUUUGUCAUAUUUGGGAACUCCUGUUCGCAUUGGUAAUGCAAGACCUUUGAGUCAAACGUAUCGCCCUGGACAAUCUGAGAAUGAGGUUUUGAAUCAGAGUAACACACCACAGAAGAGUACAAGUAUGGUUACUAAAGCAAUGGAAUAUGUCUUUGGGUGGUGACAUCUGCCAAUAUUUGUGGCUUGUUUGUGGCAUUGAAAUUAUUUCCAUUUUCUAAAUUUUUGUUUGAUAAUUGAAAACUUUUUGUGAAAGAUUUUAGGCCAUAGUUGUCAGCGUGAUUUUUAAUUCUAAAAUUAAUGAUUUACUGAUGUAUAUAUUGGGAAUUAACUAUAUCAUACAUAGAGAUAUACAUAUUCAAGGUUCAGGACAAGCAAGAAAAGUUUUUUAAAGUUUUUUUUGUUUGUUAAAUUUUGUAAAAAAAAAAAUUACAUUUUGAUGGAUUUAUAGAAUGUUGAAUUUCUUGAUAUUUCUGAUACUCUUAUAUUAUUUCAAUAAACUGUAAUAAAACAUUUUACUUACUGCAGUCUUUUUAAAUGAUCAAUUAUAACACACUGAUGACUAAAUUUUAACAAGACAUAUCUUAAACUUUGGGUGUUUUGAAUUAAUCAUGAUAUGUAAAAGUUAAAAUAAUCUUGUACCAAAUUCCAUCAAUAGUUAUUACAGAAAUCAUGAAAUUUGUGAAAGUGUUGGAAAUCGGUCACAGUUUUAUUAGUUUUUUAGUGGAAACUUUGCAACAUUUUUAUAACCUCAAAAAUAUGCAAUUUUUGAGAUACAUGUUAAAAUUUAGGUCAUUUAUAAACAUUACAUUUAGUUUGUAUAUUUUCAACCCUUAAGUAUUUUUUUUAUAGCAAUUUCUGUGAUGGAGUUAUUGAAUUGGUGUCAAGAAAAGAGAAUAGUGUUUGGUCUUUCUUUAAAAUUUGUUGUUGUUGUUAUUAUUAUUAUUAUUAUUACUAUUACUAUU
This is a messenger RNA of Gryllus bimaculatus (two-spotted cricket), 1927 nucleotides long. The record is from the annotation of a GenBank genome assembly. Lineage: Eukaryota; Metazoa; Arthropoda; Insecta; Orthoptera; Gryllidae.